AACAAUAUGUUGACAACAAAAAUAUUUUUUAGAAAAACUAAAGGAGGAAAUGUGUUUAAGACGGUUAGAGAACAUUAUCUCAGAGAUGAUAUUCACUGUGGAUUUAAAGCCUGUAAAAAGUGCAUUUAUAAAACCAGAAACAUAGUUUUAGAUGACGAUAAUUCCAACAUAAAUUGUUCUAAAAUAAUGCAACCUUACUACCUAUUAAUUGAUACUAACAUUAUUUUAGAUCAGAUUGAUAUUUUGGAAGAAGAUGUUAUUCGUAAUGCUAUAAUUGUACAAACUGUGUUAGAAGAAGUAAAACAUAAAAGUUCUAAUGUAUAUAAAAGAUUAAAGACUAUCAUCAGUAAUACGCAAAGGAAAUUUUAUAUAUUUGUCAAUGAGCAUCAUAAAGACACUUAUGUAGAACGUAAUCCUGGUGAAAGCACAAAUGAUAGAAAUGAUAGAGCAAUUAGGGUUGCAACAAAGUGGUAUAAUGCACAUCUAGAUAUAGAUGGUAAUAAAAUCAAAACUAUAUUAUUAACAGAUGAUGCACGGAAUAGAGAGUUAGCAGAAAAAGAAGGAAUUCCAACUAUUACAAUGGAAGAUUAUAUAUUAUCGCUAGAAAACUCAGGUUUUUUAGUUGAUAAAUUAUGCAAAAAAAGUUAUGGAAUCAUAUCUGAUGGUCCAGAACUUUUUCCAUGUCAUUUUACACCAUCUGAGAUACAUGAUGGUAUAAAAAAUAGAAAACUUCUACAGGGAACAUUUACAGCUUCAAGAGAAAACUUUCUUGAAGGAUUUGUGAAUGUGGAUGGAGUUGAAAAAACUAUUUUCAUCCAAGGACGUAGUAACCUUAAUAGAGCUGUUGAUGGUGAUGUAGUUGCAUUAGAACUCUUACCAGAGGAUCAGUGGUCAUCUCCUAGUGAUAUUGUUUUGCAAGAUGAAGAAGAGAUAGGUGUUGAUGAUAUUUUAGAAAAAAAGACAGUGUUGGAUAAAUCUGUUUCAUCAAACAAAAUGGAAAGGACAUCUACUGGUAAAAUUGUUGGUAUUAUUAGAAGAAAUUGGAGACAAUAUUGUGGAAUAUUACAGCCUAGCAAUAUAGAAGGGAACGUACGACAUUUAUUUGUGCCGGCCGAACGAAAAAUACCUAAAAUAAGAAUCGAAACUAGGCAAUAUACAGUGUUAAGCAAACAGAGAAUUAUUGUAGCCAUUGAUUCAUGGCCUCGCAAUUCUAGAUAUCCUCUUGGUCAUUUUGUACGUGCAUUAGGUGAAAUAGGAGAUAAAACUACGGAAAAUGAAGUAAUUUUAUUAGAGCAUGAUAUUCCUCAUAGUCGAUUUUCUAACGAUGUUCUUAGUUCAUUGCCAAAAAUUCCAUGGCGAAUUCCGGAAGCUGAAUUAGUACAAAGAGAAGAUUUGAGAAAUUUAGAUAUAUGUUCAGUGGAUCCACCAGGAUGCACAGACAUCGAUGAUGCGCUUCAUUGUAGAGAUCUACCAAAUGGUAAUCUAGAAGUAGGUGUACAUAUUGCAGAUGUAACAUAUUUUAUGAAACCUGGAACAGCAUUAGAUAAGGAAGCAGCAUUGCGAACUAGAACUAUAUACUUGGUUGAUACGAGAAUUCACAUGCUUCCUGAUAUAUUAAGUGGAAAUCUUUGCUCUUUACGAGAAAAGCAGGAUAGAUUAACAUUUUCUUGUAUAUGGGAAAUGGAUAGAGACGCAAAUGUAAUUAAUGUUAAAUAUUGUAAGUCUGUAAUUUGUUCACGAGCAGAAUUGACUUAUGAAGAAGCUCAACUAAAGAUUGACGAUGUUACUCAGCAAGAUUCACUUGCAAAAUCGUUAAGGAUACUUAACAACUUAGCUAAAAAAUUGAAAGCAAAACGUCUAGAAAAUGGGGCAUUAGUAUUAGCAUCUCCAGAAAUUCGUUUUCAAGUUGAUUGCGAAACAUGCGAUCCUAUCGAAGUAGAAGUGAAAAAAUUGCGAGAUACUAAUUCGAUGGUGGAAGAAUUUAUGUUGCUUGCAAAUAUUUCGGUUGCUAAAAAAAUUGUAGAAGAAUUCCCAGAGUUUGCUGUAUUAAGGAGGCAUCCUGAACCACCAUCUGCUAAUUUUGAGCCUCUCAUAAAAGCUGGAAAGAAUCAGGGUUUCAUUAUAAAUGUUAAUAGCGGUAAAGAAUUAGCAGAAUCAUUGGAUAAAUGUCAUAAAGAAAGUAAUCCUUAUUUUAACACUAUGUUAAGAAUACUUGCUACACGUUGUAUGAUGCAAGCUGUAUAUUUUGUUAGUGGAAUGCAUCAACCAUGUGACUACUAUCAUUAUGGUUUAGCAUGUCCUAUUUAUACUCACUUUACAUCACCUAUUCGUAGAUAUGCAGAUGUGUUGGUUCAUCGUUUAUUGGCAGUUUGUAUUGGAAGUGAUACAACAUAUCCCGAUUUGUUAGACAAAAAGAAAAUUCACGCGCUUUGUAAUUAUAUGAAUUAUCGUAAUAAAAUGGCUCAAUAUGCUCAUCGUGCAUCUGUUGCUCUAUAUACACACAUAUUCUUUAGAGAAAAAUUUGAAGACGAAGAAGGAUAUAUACUUUUUGUACGAAAAAAUGCGCUGCAAAUAUUGAUUCCAAAAUAUGGUUUGGAGGGAACAUUGUAUUUAAACACAAACAAAGAAUCAUCUGUUACAUUUAUAUAUAAUAGCGAAAAUCAUUCACAAACUUGUGGAAACGUGGUAUUUCGCACUUUUGAUCCCGUCAUAGUGCAAAUAAGUUUAGACAGAGUCAAUGUGCAGCAUGAAAAAUUGAUAUUUAAAUUGGUUAAUCCAUUUAUUUCAGGUUUCAGUGUAACUCCAGUAAGUGCAAAAUCUUCUAACAUUAUGUUAGAAGAAAAUGCGAAAGAAGCGGUAAAACGAAAGAUAGAAACAAAGAAAGUAUCAGACGAUAAUACUAAAAGUAAAGCACACAAAAAAAAGCAAAAAAAAAGGAAACAUUAG
Eufriesea mexicana is the source of this 2946-nucleotide messenger RNA. RefSeq names its product exosome complex exonuclease RRP44-like protein Dis3 (gene Dis3). NCBI's taxonomy places the organism in Eukaryota, Metazoa, Arthropoda, Insecta, Hymenoptera, Apidae. The coding region runs from base 7 to 2946 and encodes 979 amino acids. Gene Ontology annotation, biological process: nuclear mRNA surveillance of mRNA 3'-end processing; rRNA catabolic process. The transcript has 14 exons. Gene Ontology annotation, cellular component: nuclear exosome (RNase complex); cytoplasmic exosome (RNase complex). The record is from RefSeq and is a predicted model, not a curated record. Gene Ontology annotation, molecular function: RNA binding; 3'-5'-RNA exonuclease activity; endonuclease activity.